Pollicipes pollicipes is the source of this 2940-nucleotide messenger RNA. Its product is annotated as succinate-semialdehyde dehydrogenase, mitochondrial. Gene Ontology annotation, biological process: GABA catabolic process. The transcript is spliced from 11 exons. The record is from RefSeq and is a predicted model, not a curated record. Lineage: Eukaryota; Metazoa; Arthropoda; Thecostraca; Pollicipedomorpha; Pollicipedidae. The coding region runs from base 224 to 1753 and encodes 509 amino acids. Gene Ontology annotation, cellular component: mitochondrion. Gene Ontology annotation, molecular function: succinate-semialdehyde dehydrogenase (NAD+) activity.
CACAAUAUUGCCCAAAUUAUGGGCAGAUCCUCAUUGUUGCUUAGGAGGGAUCAUUUGCCGUCCUGGAGCACCUCAGUUUCGUAGGGCCAGUGUUGGAUUGUCGCUCAGGCUCGUGGAUUGGAGAUGAAUAAGUCUGGAAUGAACGGUUGAGACUCACAAAUUACAAUAUUAAUAACUAGGCGCCGAGCGUGACCGCUGACCCCGGGAUCCUGCGCCGACGGGCAUGGCUCUUCAGCUCAGCUACAGACUCUUGGGCCGCCAGCUGAGUGCUGGGCAGGCGACGCGCGUCGGCCGGCGCCGUCUCUCGCUCCUCCGCGAGCGCGCGCUCGUCGCCGGACAGUGGACGGUCGCCGCCGACGGCGCCACCUUUGACGUCAUCAACCCGGCCACCGAUGACGUCAUCGCCAGCGUGCCGGACCUGGGCGAGGCUGACGCGGCGCGGGCCGUGGCGGCGGCGGCGGAGGCGCAGAGGAGCUGGGGACAGACCGCGCCCAGGCGGCGCUCGCAGCUGCUGCAGGCCUACUUCCGCCUGCUGGAGGAGCACGGCGAGCAGCUGGCCGCCCUGCUGACGGCAGAGCAGGGCAAGCCGCUGGCCGAGGCGCGCGCCGAGGUGGCCUACGGCGCCGGCUACAUCGAGUGGUUCGCAGGCGAGGCGCGCCGCAUCCACGGUGAGGUGGUGGACGGCGCGGCGCCGCACAAGGAGACGCUGAUGAUCCGACAGCCGGCCGGAGUGGCCGCCCUCAUCACACCGUGGAACUUCCCGAUCGCGAUGCUGCUGCGCAAGCUGGGGGCGGCUCUGGCUUGCGGCUGCGCGGCCGUGGCCAAGCCGGCCGAGGACACGCCGCUGUCGGCUCUGGCUCUGGCCGCGCUGGCGGAGCAGGCCGGCCUGCCGCCGGGCGUGUUAAGCGUGCUGACCGCCUCCAGAGCGCGCACGCCGGAGGUGGGGGCGGCCCUCUGCCGGGACCCGCGCGUCGCCGUACUCUCCUUCACAGGCUCGACGGCCGUGGGCAAGCUGCUGUACGCGCAGUGCGCCUCCACCGUGAAGAAGCUGAGCUUGGAGCUGGGCGGCAACUCGCCCUUCAUCGUGUUCGACUCUGCAGACCUGGAGAAGGCGGUGGCCGGCUGCAUGGCCUCCAAGUUCAGGAACUCCGGCCAGACGUGCAUCAGCACCAACCGCAUCCUGGUGCAGGCGGGCGUGUACGACCGGUUUGUGGCGGCGCUGGGCUCCGUCAUGGCAUCGCAGCUGACCGCCGGCGACGGCGCCGCCGAUGGCGUGAACCUCGGCCCGCUGGUCAACAACGCCCAGCUGGAGAAGGUGUCGGGCUUGGUGUCGGAGUCUGUGCGCCAGGGCGCCCGCCAGGUGUGGCCGCGGCCCGGCUCCGCGGCGCCGGAGGGCCGCUUCUACCCGCCGACGCUGCUGACCGAGGUCACGCCCGACAUGGCCUGCUUCAGGGAGGAGGUGUUCGGCCCGGUGGCGGCCUGCGCCAGGUUUGAGACGGAGGAGGAGGCGUUGGCCAUCGCCAACAGCAGCGACAUGGGCCUGGCCGGCUACAUCUUCACCGAAAACAUCGCACAGGCGUGGCGGGUCAGCCGGGCGCUGGAGUGCGGCAUGGUCGGGGUGAACGAGGGCCUGAUCUCGCAGCCGGAGGCGGCCUUCGGCGGCGUGAAGCUGAGCGGGCUGGGCCGCGAGGGCGGCCACUACUCCGUGGAGGACUACACCGAGGUCAAGUACAUCUGCUUCGGCACGAAGUGAGCCCGGCGCGCGCCGAGGCCGCGGCCCGCGCGCCGAGGCCGCGGCCGGGACGCUGCGGGUCGGCGGUCAGUGUCGUGUUCGGCUCCGGCUUGGUGUGAGAGUACGGGCGGCGAAGGAGUGAGGCGGCUGUCGGGUGUCGCCGGGAGAGCGGACGUGGCUGGCUGUCGGAGCGGAAAGCUGUACGGUGGAUGAUGAAUCCGUUGUAUUUACAGGUUACAAACUUAGUAUUUCAUUUUUCGGCGGGGCGUUCCAUGUCCAGCGGUGAAAACCGACUCGGUCUACUGAUAAAAGAAGUCUUAAGCUGGAGCUAAGUUGGAUUACCCGCGGGCAUUUUUGUGAUAAGUAGCUGCACAGAUUUGGUGCAUUUAUAUUUGGUGGUACGUGCACUCGGGUGGGAUUAGUGGCGCUGUCAGUGCUCAGUGUCGUGGGAAUUUCCUCUCUAGUCUGCACCUCGUAGGCAAGUUGGGGGCGUGUGACAUGCGCCCGUCGCUGGAUGCCCCUGGGCGCGGCGUAAUCGGUAUGACAGCAUCGUGUCGUCAUGAGGGGUCGUUAGAAAACUUUUUGAUUGAAAGGGUUCGUUGUUAGUCCAUAUACCCGAUGGCGAUUAGCACAGUUUGGUCAGGCAGGGAGGACUUCCUGAAGCGGAUCACUCGUGUGGUGUGCCGCCGACCUGUCAAAUGGUGUGCCACCCCCUCCUCGGGUGGGUUUUUUUGUGCCGUAUGCUGCUGGACUCCCCCAGCUAAGUCAGAGACCAUGGUGCCGGCUCAAUGUUGGCUGCAUAAUUUGAAUGCUUUCGAGUUGUGUGUAUUAUUGUUGUGCUCUACGUCAUAAAAUCUAGUGCAAUCUUGUUUGCUUCAUUUCAUGGCAAGCACCGCGGCUGUUCCGGACAUGCGCUGUGCGUUUGGCGGUUCAGUUUUUGUUCGCGUUCUCCCUCGCGCGUGAUGAGUCCAGACCACACUGAAACGAGCAUUGUGUUCCAGAGUGUGUGUUGCCCUGACUGAUGCCGCGUGAUCUGGAUUGGGGUCAUGUGGCGCUCGGCCCCGCUGAUGUACGAUUUGAUGUCACCUCCCUAAUGUCUGCCGACCUACAGACAGCCGUCUUCCAUUUUUGUCUGGAUGGUCAAUCGUCUUCCAACGUAUGCUGUUGUAAAAUGAUGUGUUCAAUGGUGUUCAGAAUAAAUCUUUUGU